Aegilops tauschii subsp. strangulata is the source of this 1069-nucleotide messenger RNA. The record is from RefSeq and is a predicted model, not a curated record. NCBI's taxonomy places the organism in Eukaryota, Viridiplantae, Streptophyta, Magnoliopsida, Poales, Poaceae.
GAUCCAAAUUUCAAUGGCACUAACGUAGAUGUGAAUGUUUUGUGUGAACACGGUGAGCCGGCCGAGCGUUUUGUUGCAUUUGAAGGGAUGCACACGGGCAGGAGGUUUCUUGGAUGUGCUAAGAAGGAAGGCAUAAACUGUGGAGUAGUUCAAUGGAUUGAUUUUGAAUGGCCAAACUCAACGGAGAAGGCAUUGGCCAAGCUAUGGGAUAUGUAUGAGGAGAUUAAGUCAGCUAGGACCAAUGACAAUCUAGAGAGUUCCUUUGCAAUUCACAACCUGACAGAAGAGAAGAAGAAACUACAGGAGAACUAUGACAGUUUGUAUGCUGAUGUGAAUGCUCUUUUGGAUGCCCAGCAGCAGAGGGGUGUGGAGUUAACCAAUCAAAAGGAGCAAAAGCAAUAUCUUGAAGUGAAGAUUGCUGAGCUAGAAACUGUAGUUGGCAACUUGAAGGCAGCUGUCAAAGAAAGAGGAGGAGAAGAAGAAACUACAGGAGAACUAUGCCAGUUUGUAUGCUGAUGUGAAUUCUCUCUUGGAUGCCCAGCAGCAGAGGGGUGUGGAGUUAAACAAUCAAAAGGACCAGAAGGAAUAUGUUGAUGUGAAGAUUGUUGAGCUUGAAACUAUAGUGGGGAACUUGAAGGUAGAGCUGUCAAAGACAGAGGAGGAGGAGAAGAAGAUGCUUCAAAACUAUGAAACUCUGAAGAACCUCACAGGUGCUCAAGCCAAUGUGAUUAGGAACUUGAAGUUUAAUCAUUUGAAGGAGAAGGAGAGGCUGACAGAAGAGAGGCUUAAACUGCAGUAUCACAUUUCUGAGCUUGGAAAGUCUGAGAAAAAGAUAAAGUUGAAGCUUCAGGGUGUGAAGGCCAUAUUAGAUGAGUAGGGUGCCUUCUAAUAUGAUAAUCAUCUAUCAGUUUCUAGAUGAUAAUCUUCUAUCCAAUACUUUAGUAUGAAUUUGUGACCCAAAUACUUCAGUGAUGAAUUUGUGAUCUAUGGUGUUGGAUCCAGCAGUGUUGUAAUCUAGAUGAUAAUCAUCUAUUAAGUACUUUAGUAUCUAUUUCUGAACCUUUAUGUA